Molecule: messenger RNA, 2088 nt
Organism: Sorex araneus (European shrew)
Lineage: Eukaryota; Metazoa; Chordata; Mammalia; Eulipotyphla; Soricidae
Gene: SPSB4
Product: splA/ryanodine receptor domain and SOCS box containing 4
Exons: 3
Coding region: 701-1522 (273 amino acids)
Biological process (GO): proteasome-mediated ubiquitin-dependent protein catabolic process; intracellular signal transduction
Cellular component (GO): SCF ubiquitin ligase complex
Molecular function (GO): protein binding
Source: RefSeq, a predicted model, not a curated record
GGCGGCGCAGGGGGAGGCGGCGGCGGCGGCUGCAGCAGCAGCAGCAGCAGCAGGAGCAGCAGCAGCAUCCAGAGCUGGCCGCGGCCGCCGGCGCGCCCCGUGCACAAAGGCGCGCGGCCCCCGGGGAGGGCGAUGAGCGCCCCCCGGCCCCGGCCCGGGCCCCAGUUCCAGCCGCCGCGGCGUGCGCCCAGGGCGCGGGGGCACAGGCGGGACGCGCGGGGGGCGGGCGACCGAGGCGCGGCCCGUGCGCCCUGAACCCGGGACUCGCCGCCCUCGGGGGGGUGCGCUGAGCUGCCCCCGCGGCGGAUCCGACCUCCGGCGCUCCCCCCCCCCCUCCCACCACCCCGCCACCGCGCCCGGGCGCCAACUUCCCCAAGAACGCUCCAACUCCGGACCCGCCCGCGUCGCCGAGGGGGCGCUGCCGCCGGGCACCCGUGGCGAGGACGCGCCCCUGGCCCGGAGCUGCGAGCCCGCAUCUGCCCGGCCGCCCGGCCGCCCGCCGCAGACGUCGCUCCCCCACCAGAGCCCGGGAACUGCCCGCGCUGGCCGUCCCUCCCGGCGGGCUCUGGCCCCGGUGCAUGGAGCUUCGGCCCUGGCUGGGCCCCGGGAGGCGGGCAGCGCAGACGGCGCAGCGGCGACCCGGCCCGACACGCUCCCCGCAGGUAGCGGGCGCGGUGGCGCCCCGGGGCGGGCCUGAGCCAUGGGCCAGAAGCUCUCGGGGAGCCUCAAGUCGGCGGAGGUGCGGGAGCCCGCGCUGCGGCCGGCCAAGCGGGAGCUGCGGGGCGCCGAGGCGGGCCGGCCGGCGCGGCUGGACCAGCUGCUGGACAUGCCGGCCGCCGGGCCCGCCGUGCAGCUGCGGCACGCGUGGAACCCCGAGGACCGCUCGCUCAACGUCUUCGUCAAGGAGGACGACCGGCUGACCUUCCACCGGCACCCGGUGGCCCAGAGCACCGACGGCAUCCGCGGCAAGGUGGGCCACGCGCGCGGCCUGCACGCCUGGCAGAUCCACUGGCCCGCCCGGCAGCGCGGCACCCACGCCGUGGUGGGCGUGGCCACGGCGCGCGCGCCGCUGCACUCCGUGGGCUACACGGCGCUGGUGGGCAGCGACUGCGAGUCGUGGGGCUGGGACCUGGGCCGCAGCCGCCUCUACCACGACGGCAAGAACCGGCCCGGCGUGGCCUACCCGGCCUUCCUGGGCCCCGAGGAGGCCUUCUCGCUGCCCGACUCGCUCCUGGUGGUGCUGGACAUGGACGAGGGCACGCUCAGCUUCGUGGUGGACGGCCAGUACCUGGGCGUGGCCUUCCGCGGCCUCAAGGGCAAGAAGCUCUACCCGGUGGUGAGCGCCGUGUGGGGCCACUGCGAAGUCACCAUGCGCUACAUCAACGGCCUGGACCCUGAGCCCCUCCCGCUGAUGGACCUGUGCCGGAGAUCCAUUCGCCUGGCCCUGGGCCGCCAGCGCCUGCGCGACAUCAGCACCCUGCCCCUGCCGCAGUCGCUCAAGAACUACCUGCAGUACCAGUGAGUGGCGCGAGGGGGCGCGGCGGGCGCCCUGCAGGAGGAGUCCAGGCGGCCACCCCCGGGGACGCCCAGCAGGGGGCGCCCUCCUCUCCGCCGUUCCCCCGGGAUGGACGGUCACUCACUCCCCGGCCGGGCCAGCGGCCUCUCUUGGUCUUCCCACGCCCCCACCCCACCCCACCCCCUCCACGACAGCAGUUUCUCUGCCUCGUAAGCCAGAAGAGCCCGAAGCCGCUCCGUCCCCGGCAUCGAUCCGAGCGCCUGCUUCCUUUCUUCUCAAAAAAUGAAUAAAACAUGGACACUCGCUUGGCGUGGCCCCGGUGUAGACAGCCGGGGCAGCGCCGGUCAGCCGGCCGGCUCAGGGAGAAAAUUGCCUCUGAAUAAUGGAUGAUGGGAGCAGCUGACGCGGGCACCCCCCCUCCCCCCCAACCAGCGCCCCACUGGCCCCAGGAUUGACAUGACGCUUUCCAGACUUUGUGCCUCCUUAAGAGACUGGGACCCACCGGGCAUACCGGCCAGCAGCCCAGUCGCCCCGUGGGCAUCCUCGGUCCCCCUGCCCUCCUUCCCCACGGC